CCCCUUAAUUUCAAAUUUUGAAUUUUGAAUUUUGAAUCCUACUCCUAUAUUAUUAAUAAUUUGCAUGCAAAUUAAUAAAUGCACUGAAUCAAAUGGUCCUCAGUCCUCACCAGUCACCACUCAGGAGUUGAGUCCUCAUUGUCUACAUUGAUAAACCGUUCCAAAUCAAAUACCCGUGAAAACACUAAUCUAACAGUUUUCAGAUCCGGAAUUUCAAACUACAAAACUUUCGCUAAAAUCUUAUUAAGUUUUAAUCUUUGCCUUACCAAAGAGUUCGAGCCAAAUUUGGGGAAGUGUCCCCUUGCAUGAGUAAGGACCAAGAUAAUUUAGGUACAACUUUUUCUCUAAAGCAGUCAAUUGCUUAAUACCAAGAAGAGAAAACAAAGUAAAAUGAUUGUGUAGAAAAUUAACAUAGGCUCUUCCUAUGAAUGAUUGUCUACAGUUAAAACUUUUUCAGUAAAAAGAAACUAGAUCACAGUUAUUAAUUUUCAAAAAAGAAGCUCAUCACUGUUACCAACAUUACUUUUAAGUACAGACAGACAGUGUUUCUGCUGUCAAUGAAUAUUCAUCCCCCACCUGGUGGUUAGCAAAGAGUCCAAGCUCUGUUCUUGGUUUUCUAAACAUUGACAGUAGCAGCUUUACCUUUGCACAAGUAUACAUUGUCCACCCAGAAAAGAGGAAAAUUUCCCAUUUUCUCUAAACUUCUAUGCAGCAUUUUGUGAGUUUUAUAUGAUCUGAGAAGGGUAAUCAAGUUUAAGAUCAAGAACUUGCUGGAGUGAAAGAUCAAGAAGAAAGACAAUGAUUGCUACUAGCAAGGAAGAUGGGAAAUUGAGUGAUAGGAAAAUGGAAGGAGAUGAGGGUAUGAGGACAUUGGAGUGCCUAAGAGGAAGACUACUGGCAGAGAGACAAGCUUCAAGGGUGGCAAAAGAGGAUGCAGAAUCCAUGGCCAAGAAGUUGAUAGAGCUACAGAACAGGCUGAAAGAAGAGACAAAAUUGAAGAACAAAGCUGAAAAGAAGCUCAAAUUCUUGAAGACAAAGCUUGAAUCUUUGAAACCUUCUUCUGUACCAGUUGAAUCAGAACAGUCAAGUUCCUCUGAAUAUAGUGAAACAUCUAGAAGGCAAUCCACAAGUACUUCAAGCUCCAAUUACCCAGAAGACAAUGAGCCCAAGCCCACAGUCAAAGACUCAAACUUCUCAGGAACAUCCAGUCAAAAUCAAGUAGUGAAGUCCCCCACAUCUGAGAAAAGUCAUGAGAGUGAUCUUUUCACUGAAGAAAAUUCAACUGCUCAAAGUACUAGUCCUGCUUCCAGUUCCACUUCUAGCUUAGAAUUUCCUUCCCCAGAAUACUCGGGUCAUAAAUCUGAAGAUUCAAAGAGUGGUGAUCAUAUUAGUUACUCAAACCUAAAGUCUUCAAUGGAAAAGAUUGAGAAUGAGAAUGGGAACUUGGAUUAUGUUGAUAACAAACUUGCAUUAGUUCCUGUGAUUAUGCCUGCUACCUCUCACACCAGUACAACUGACCUGAAGCCAGUCAGUGCAAGUGUUAGAGAAGUUCUUGAUGUUCUAAGGCAUAUCAGAGAAAAUAUUCAAAGCUCAAUGGAGAAAAGGCACAUGACUAGAGUAACUGGCCCAACUGAUCAAACUCAAACAUGCAAAUAGCAAUAAACAAUAAUGUAUUAUAAUCAAAUUCUUUUUAGAUGAUCUCUAGUUAUAGAAUAUGAUACAUUGUAUCCGAAAGAGCAGAGUGUUUGGAUGGAUUAAUAUUUGUGGAUGAGUAAUAAAGUUGCUUGGGCUGUGCACAAUUCAGUCACAGAGAGCAUGUGAACUGUGGGGUUUGUUUUGCAGAUGAUGCUUUUGUUUGGGUCCCAUUUGGCCACAUUCUUUGUUUGCUUUUUUUUUUUUUUUUUCUGCCUUUGUAGCUUACUUCGAGUGUAACUGAAUUUUUAGGAGGUGGUUGGAUAUUAUGGCUUGAUCCCUGUGACCCUCAGAU
Molecule: messenger RNA, 1987 nt
Organism: Rosa rugosa (rugosa rose)
Lineage: Eukaryota; Viridiplantae; Streptophyta; Magnoliopsida; Rosales; Rosaceae
Exons: 4
Coding region: 799-1656 (285 amino acids)
Source: RefSeq, a predicted model, not a curated record